Messenger RNA from Phytophthora nicotianae INRA-310, 1804 nucleotides. RefSeq lists its product as hypothetical. The record is from RefSeq and is a predicted model, not a curated record. Lineage: Eukaryota; Oomycota; Peronosporomycetes; Peronosporales; Peronosporaceae. The coding region runs from base 369 to 1292 and encodes 307 amino acids. The transcript has 8 exons. Gene Ontology annotation, biological process: protein localization to cell surface; attachment of GPI anchor to protein; proteolysis. Gene Ontology annotation, molecular function: GPI-anchor transamidase activity. Gene Ontology annotation, cellular component: GPI-anchor transamidase complex.
GACGUACCCUUCGAUCAUUGAUACUACGAUCUGACUGCAUUAUUGCAUUUGAGGGAGAAUGGCAAGGUGGACACUCUCGCUCUGGGUGCCGCUAUUGCUGGCGCUGGGCUGCGUUUGCGGGGAGGAAUACCAUCGACACACGAAUAACUGGGCGGUGAUUGUGGACACGUCUCGCUUCUGGAGUAACUACAGACACGUUGCCAAUGCUCUGUCACUCUACCACUCAGUCAAACGUCUCGGUAUUCCGGACAGUCAGGUCAGAGAACAAGCAUUGACAUGCACAACGCAGAGACUACUGCUCGCUGACGAUGUUGCCUUUGGAUGUUGCUGCGACUGCGAAUCACAUUGCAACUAAAUAGAUCAUCCUGAUGCUGGCGGACCAAAUGCCAUGCAAUGCUAGAAAUUGCUUUCCGGGACAAGUAUUCAACAGCCGAACGCAGAAGAUCAACCUCUACGGAAAGAACGUUGAGGUAGACUAUCGCGGCUCUGAGGUAUCGGUCGCCAACUUCAUCACCGUCCUAACGGGUCGCCACGAGCCUGGAACGCCCGCAUCGAAGAAGCUGGACACGGACGAGAACAGCAAUAUCUUCCUUUACAUGUCCGGGCACGGCGGCGACGGGUUCCUCAAAUUCCAGGACUUUGAAGAAAUGUCGAGCCAGGACCUCGCUGACUCGAUUCAGGAAAUGCACGUCAAGAAGCGCUACAACGAAAUCUUCUUCAUGGUCGACACAUGCCAAGCAGGAUCGCUGUCCAAUGCUCUCGAGUCGCCCAAAGUGGUGACCAUCGGCAGCUCGCAGACAGGCGAGAACUCGUACGCCCACCACUCCGACUUUGAGUUGGGGCUCUCGGUGAUCGAUCGCUUUACCUUCUCGACGCUGGACUACCUGCAGCGGAUGAAAGUCGGCGAUUCCAUCCGCAAUGGGACUCUCCGAGACCUCUUCAACUUCUACGACCCGAAAAUGCUUCUGUCAACUCCUGACUACCGGACUGACAUCUUAGGCCGCCCCAUUGACGAGGUACCCAUCACGGAUUUCCUCGGUUCAAUGCUGGACGUGCAUCUUCACUUCGACGACGAGGCGUAUCCGAUCGAACCCGCACCAAUUGAGACCACAGCUUGCAGCGCGGAGGCGUUGGAGAUAGAUGACCCCGUUAAGGUGCUUAACUCUCCUGCGCAGCUCAGCGGAACCUCGACUUCAGUGAACUUACAAAGCUUUGAAUUCAGCAACGAGUUUUUCCUCGGAGUCGCGGCUGCCGUGAUCGGCGCUGUGUUCGUAACCAUUAAAGCGAUCUAACAUAAAAACUAACAGUGUUUGAUCAAUGACUUUGUGGUUACUCAUCCUGAACUUCUCAAUUUCAGAGUACGACGAAAAUUAAAUCACUAACUGGGACAGCAUGAAGGAGGCAGCUUAGCCGUAUCCUCGCUGGCUGUGGUUGUUGGUGAGGUGUGCACGUCGAUACAUGGAGUUCGGGUGGUGCGGACUCGUUUCCUCCUCUUCGUCUUCGUCUCCCUCAUCCGGAUCUGGACUGAAUUCGUCUUCGAUGGAAGGUUGACUCCGCAUGAACAGGCGAACGAACAGGACCGCAAUACCGGAGAUCCAAAUAGGCGACGUGCAAAUGCUGAGCGCAAUAAGCAUCGGGCUCAGCAGCAUAACGAACGGCACACACACCACGGCAGUGAAGUGCCAGACGAUCAACGGGCGUAACUAGAUAUUGCAUAAGAAAACAUUUGAAAGCUAUCAAAUAACUCCAUGUAACCACGAGCACAUGACGCACAGACGAACCUUGGCAAACAACGUGGUUUCUU